This is a messenger RNA of Adineta steineri, 240 nucleotides long. Lineage: Eukaryota; Metazoa; Rotifera; Eurotatoria; Adinetida; Adinetidae. The record is from the annotation of a GenBank genome assembly.
AUGCGUUUAUCGUUUAUCCUUCAAGCUGCUGCGAAAAGUGGAAGACAAUUACUUGUUAAUUGUGAAUCUCAAGCAACUGGUCAUCGUGUAAUGCGUAUACGUGAACGAACACAAGAUAAACUUGAAUUUUUACAUAAAGAUCCAUGGCUUGAUCAAGAAGUUUUAUACAAAGAAACAAGAAAAAUAAAGACAUUAGAAAAACAAAAAAUUCGUGAAAUACAUCUUAGUCGAUUAACAUGA